AAUGAAAGAGAAACUAUUAUUUGUUUGAUAGCCUUAUUCAAAAUAACUCGGUUUUACUUCUUUUAGCAUCUGGUAAAAAUAAGAUAACAAAACAAAUUUAAACACUCCAGGUACAUUUUGUCUCUAACGCUCAAUUUCACACCUAUACAAUCCUAAAAUGUCCUGUAUUUAGAUCACGUGCCUCAAGAUGACGCAAACACUGACCGUUUUCCUGCUGCUGCUGAUGUCUCGGCGUUUGUCUGUGACCGCUAAAAUCAACGACUGCGACCCCCAGAUCCCAUCGAGACCCCAACCGGCUCCACCUGGCCACGGGGUUCAGAUGGCUCUCUCACACACUGAGCCGACGGUUUGCAAGGAAGGAGAGUAUUUCGAUAGAUUCACGUGCAGAUCUUGUGACGAUGGGACGUUUAUGACACGCAAGAUGGCGGAGGAGGGUGAACACGUGACAUGCGUCAGAUGUUACCAACCAGAGCUGGUAAGGUCAUCAAGUUUUAUCAAAUCAAGUUUUGUUUCAUCUCCAAUCACAAUGUGUUGGAGAAGAGUAUGUUUUUUUUAAAUUUUUUAUUCGUAACGACUUUUUACCACUGACGUGAGAUAACGUUCAUGACAGUUCUGUCAUAGUUAGUUGUGCAGAUUCCAGAUUGUAAGUUUAUUUUUCAGUCGGUUUUUUUUUUUUGAGCGUUUGACCUGAACACUUUAUAAAACUUUUUAAAAAAUUUUUUAUAUUCAUUUUUUCAUUAUUUUCUAAAACAAUCCAUAAUAGCUAAUUUUUAAAGGAUGAAAAAUAAUAGAUUUAAUGUUAAAAAAUUUACGAACAUUUAAUGACGUACGCGGAGAGCUGUGAUUUGUUGAAGCUCAUAAGGCCGAUAAAAUUUCCCUUAGACGGAUUGCAUCCAUUUACACCACAAAGUGCAUUCAACAUGUUGGCGGCUUUCCUUCUUCAAUGUUGACUAAUUUCUAAUUUCAAGUACUCGGCCAAGAUGGAAACAUAUCAAUAUUUUAGUUGUAACCACAUCCUAUAAAUUUUGCAUAAAUUUUGUAAAGCGUACUUUACGACGAAAAAACCCCCAAAAAACCUAAAUAUAAACGAAACAUCGGCAGCCAUGCCAAGGCCACUUUAAAAUGGGGCGGUUUUUAACUCAUGAUACGAUGUAGUCAGUUAUUUCAUCUUUAUUUUAUCUUUACAUAAAACUCGCAUCUUUUACAUGGCUGUGCUGCCUUUCAAAUUCUUCAUGGUCUUUUAUUUAUCAUCAUCCACUUGUAGGCUGAGAUCGUAGCAGAGCCGUGCACGAGGACAAGGGACGCUAAAAUUAUGUGCGAGGACGGGUAUUUCCGAUUCGAAGACCCGGAGGAACGGUGCAGAUCUGAAUGCAGACUGUGCGACACGUGCGGUGUGGGAGUCUACAUGUUUCACAACUUUGUGGGUCUAGAGUGUGGCGGCUACCAGAAUACUGUAUGUUGUCCAACGGACAGCAUGGUGGUCAUAAACGGCUCAUGUGUACGGAAAGGUACUGUUCCGACUACAGCUGCGCCAACCACACCAUCCACUCCCACAACACAGACUACUUUCACCACGCAAACUGUAAUGGCUUACGAUCAUUUACACAAUGGUGAUGGACAUCAAGGGUCAAAGGGCAGUAAUAUAACUAAAUAUCUACCCUCCUUAGCCCUUUAUCUUCUUUACUAUAAAGCUGUGUAUCACACCCUGCUGUAAUGUUGAUUUAUGCAUCAAUCAUGCAAAGAUAUCUUUUUUUAGCUUAAACUCUAUUACAUUCCAUUGUCAUUUGGGAAAUUAUGAGAUUUAAAAUAAACCUUAAUCAUAUUUGCUAAACCCAGCCAAGAUUCCUAAGUCACAUGUCAGCAUUCAGUGUUUUGAUUGGAUGGUUACCUAGGCUCAAAUCAGCGCUGCCCAAUAGACAUGAUAUCAGCCCUCUCUCAAAACUGUAUUACAUAAUUUUUUCUGAAACAAGUCCACCCUUCUCAAUACAAUGCUAAAUGCCAUGUCAAACAAAUUUCUCGACCCCUUGCUGUGUGCAAUAUUUUCUUGAUACAACGCGAACUGCCUUUUGUUGCCUGUAACCACUUUUCUCUAAAAUAUGCUGCAAAAAAUUCUAAAAUGUGACCAGAAUAUCUUGUUAUACGCUAAAUGCCAUGGCUACUAAAGUUAUUUUUUUAAGCUGGUGACUAUUCAAAGCUAUGGUGCCACGAACAAACAUACAACAUCGUUUUUAAGCUACCUUUUUGACGCAGGCCUGUCGGAAAGGUAAGGAGGGAAACAGACAGAUCAAGAUAUGCCCCAAGUAAUAAAUAAGUGUUAUUGCGCAGCUACCUGUAAGAAGAAAAAACCGCUUCAUUACAUCAUUGAUAUGCUGUGAGCUACAAAACAUGUGUGAACACAUACAACAAAGGUUGCACUUUUUAAACAGUUUAUCUUUUUCACUGUAUGGCUCAAACACAAACAUCCAGCACUUAACAAACCUGGAUGUCACUCGGUAAGAGAAGCAACAUUCAAAUAUCCUAUCCGCUUUCCACGUUGAAAUUCAAACAUCAUUUUCAUGUCUCUAGUCAGUCGAAGAAGUUCACGUGUAAAGCUACAUAACAGCAUUGAUUAUACCAUUGAUAAUAACAUUGUUGUUAACUUUGAAUUUUAAAAAAACCCAUUGAUAUUACAUUGAUAUUACAUUGUUUUAAAAUGUCAUUAAAACAUUAAGAACAUUAAAAAUUAACUUGGACAUUAAUAUUAAUUUAGCUAAGGAACACAAUAUUGAUAGCCGCACGUACAAUUACUUUGACAAUAACACAGAAAAUAACGUGAUUAUUAUACGUAUUAGGCAAUUCAAUAUUUAUCUUUCUCCUUAAAGACGCAACUUAUUAAGAUUGUCCAUUCAAGGAACUUAACUUAUCUGUGCAUUACUUUUACUGAUACCUUCAAAACAAUUCUCAGUGCCUCAUUUUUUGUUUACAGAAAAUUUUUUUUUUCUUAUAUCAAAGCAGCCUUUGUUUGACUAAAUCGUAUACAACACUUUAUUAAUAUACCUCUAUUUGAAUGAUUUCUAAAAGCCUUGUUUUAUCUUUAACUAAACGUUGUAUUAUAUGUUCAUAUUUUUAAUGAAACUUAUUAAAACGAUUUCAUCGAUACCUCAUUUUUAAAAUUGAAUUAAAAAAAAAAUAAGAAAAUUUUAUUAGUGCAUCAUCUUAAAAAAAACAAAAACAAAUUUUGUUGUUUUUUAUUAUCUGUGCAUCAUUUUAAUCUGUUGUAUAUGAUAUACGUGCACAUUCUUCCUGUGGUAAAAAUAAAAACAAAGUAGACUCUGAUGUUAAAUGAUCAGUUGUGAACUAAAUGAAUCAGCGGUCCUCAACCUAUUGUUAAUGUAGCUUUACUAUUUGAACUCUGAUGAUCAAGGGUGCACGUCAUGAAACGUUUCCUUGAAAUAAAUGCAUGCCUUAGUCAUGUUCUUUUGACUUGUCCUGUGGGCGUGACGAGCCAAGAUAGAAAUUCUGAACUUAAAAUAAUAUACAAUGAGAAGAUAACAAAUUAAUACAUUUCAAUAGUAAAAUGUUUUAACCCAUAAAAUCUCAUUUCCAAAAGUGAUGUUGUGUCUCUGCAUUGUUUCGACCUUGCCGUUCUGUUAAUGUGUAACAGUUGUUUGGUUGCUGUGUCCUGUCAUUGUGUUUGUGAGUUAAAGUAUGCACCGGUUAAAAGAGAAGUGUAGCCUCUACAUUUUCCCCAGAUACUUUAUCCAUCACAUUUUGAUGGAUUUCUUUUCCCGCCACUCCCACAAUAAAUGACAACGCAGCCACUCACUUCACCUGACGCGUUGGUCAGUCAUAAGUCUGUCCUACUUUCUCCAGCAUAUUUCUUAAGCCUUAUUUUCAUUUACGUUUUUUUUUAAUAUAAAUAAAAGUUUUAUUUGUUUCGGUAAAUUUUAUACUUAAUUUUUCUUAGAAAAAAAAUUACGAUGGUCCUAAAAAGUGUGGUGAAGAAAAAAAAAACACCACCC
Molecule: messenger RNA, 4001 nt
Organism: Lymnaea stagnalis (great pond snail)
Lineage: Eukaryota; Metazoa; Mollusca; Gastropoda; Lymnaeidae
Source: the annotation of a GenBank genome assembly